GACGUCAUGACCUCCACUCUCUCUGGCUAUAGGGCAUUGACAAUAUCAAUCAAACUAACAAGAUUUUCAGGACAGACAGAAAACUUUGUUGUUCAUUAAAAGUACUACAGCGAAAUAACUGAUAUUCAAGACGAAAAUGUCAGAUUCUUUUCUAGUAGUUGCUAUAGACUUUGGUACAGCGUUCAGCGGGUAUUGCUUCUGUGUAAAGUCGUGUAUGGAUAAUAUCAGGUCUGUAUUUUGGGGCAUGGAGCAAGGACACAGGUCCCCUAAAACACCAACCUGUAUUCUGUUUAAUGAAGAGAAACGUUUCAUGAAGUUUGGUUAUGAUGCAGUGCAGACUUAUAACAGGAUGACUUCAAAGGAUGCCUUACGUUUCUGUUUUUUUGAAAAUUUCAAGAUGGAAUUGUACAAUAAGACAAUCAACAAAAAUAUUAUGAUCUGUGCAAAAAAUGGAGAGCCUUUUCCUGCCCUGAAAGUGUUCACAGAAAGCCUGCGCUACCUGAAGGAUCACGCCUUGGGCACCAUUAGAGAUUCAACCGAUGGGAAGAAGUUCAUUGCCUCGGAUGUGACCUGGGUGCUGACAGUACCGGCUAUCUGGGACUCUGCAGCCAAACAGUUCAUGAGGCUGGCUGCCACAGAGGCAGGACUGGUAGAGGAGAUGGGUUCAGAGAACCUGGUUCUGGCCCUGGAGCCUGAGGCUGCUUCAGUGUGGUGCAAACAGCUGCCCAGCACUGGCUUUGUACAAGAAGGAAAAGAUCAAGAAAAACUAGAACAGAGUCCAGGAACACAGUAUAUUGUUGUUGAUUGUGGAGGUGGAACAGUAGACAUCACUGUGCAUGAGGUCCUGGAAGGUGGGUCCCUGAAAGAGCUGCAGAAAGCAUCAGGAGGGGGGUGGGGAGGGUCGUCUGUAGACAAAGAAUUCAGAAGCUUCCUCAGGGACAUUUUCCACCCAGAUGUGUGGGACAGGUAUGAGAAGGAACAUCCUGCAGAACUUCAAAAAAUGAUGUACAACUUUUCCUUUCAAAAAUGUGUUGGAAAGGAAGAGGAUAUAUACAUUUCAUGUCACUACAAUUUGAGCAAAUUAGCACAAGACAAACAGGAUGAUAUAUCUUGCUUUUUUAAAAAGGUAGAUGGAGCCUCUUGGUCAGAUGGAUCUAUCAAAAUUACAUACAACAAACUCAAGACGCUUUUUAAAUCCAGUGUAAACCAUAUAGUUAAGGCAAUCAAGCCUAUCCUGUCCACUCCAGAGAUUAGUAUAGACUACAUCUUGCUUGUUGGCGGGUACGCAUCAAGCAGGUUACUACGAGAUGAAAUCCGAAAAAAGUUCAGUAGCAGGUGCCGUGUCCUGUGCCCCUAUGAUUCACAGCUAGCCAUUGCUAAAGGAGCAAUUUUGUUUGGAAAUGACCCCAAAAUAAUCGCAUCUAGAGUCAGUGCGCUGACAUAUGGCAUUGCUAUAUGUAGGCCGUUUGAUCCUUCAGUCCAUGAUCCUAGAAAGCGGAGAGUGAAUAAAGCGGGUGAUUAUGUUUACUGUGAUGAUCUUUUUGAAAAACUGGUGGAAAAGGGUCAAUCUGUGGGCUGUCAGCAAGUUGCUGAGUAUUUCUAUUCACCAAUUGACCAGGAUCAAAACGCAAUGUGCUUCAGAUUUUUCAGUACAGAGAAGCUGAAUGCCAUGUACGUGGACGAGUCUGGAUUGGAGGAAAUCGGGUCCUUUACUGUGCCCAUGCCAAAUGUCAGGCUGGGAAGGAACCGGAGAGUUAGACUGGAUAUCAAAUUUGGUUUAACUGAAAUACAAGCAACAGCAACUGACUUGACAUCCAACGAGACUCAAGCAAUCAGGCUAAACUUUUUUACAGAAUAAUGUAACACUGCAGUAUUUCUGCCUGCUUUGAAGGUACUAGAGUGUGAUACUCUUUCGAUAGUUACCUUUUACAUCCUACUUAAAAAUGAAUGUAUAAGAACAAUGUAAAAUGGUAAUUUAUGUUUCCUCAGUAAUAAAGUAUACAUUUUAGGUUGGAAACAGUUUUCCUCCAUGAAGAUGGUUGAUGUUACAUCUGUUUAGUCAUAUCAUCCAUUUGAAUGAGUAACAUUUGUUUGGAGAUGUCUUUGUAUUUUUUUUUAUUUGAAAACUUAAUAGCAGGGAGUGGUAUACAUUUUUCUGUUCCUGACAUAAACGACAAUCAGUAAU
Messenger RNA from Acipenser ruthenus (sterlet), 2185 nucleotides. Its product is annotated as heat shock 70 kDa protein 12A-like. Bases 137 to 1858 code for a protein of 573 amino acids. NCBI's taxonomy places the organism in Eukaryota, Metazoa, Chordata, Actinopteri, Acipenseriformes, Acipenseridae. Gene Ontology annotation, molecular function: ATP-dependent protein folding chaperone; ATP binding. The transcript is spliced from 4 exons. The record is from RefSeq and is a predicted model, not a curated record.